Syzygium oleosum is the source of this 3664-nucleotide messenger RNA. Its product is annotated as receptor-like protein 6. Lineage: Eukaryota; Viridiplantae; Streptophyta; Magnoliopsida; Myrtales; Myrtaceae. The coding region runs from base 63 to 3293 and encodes 1076 amino acids. The record is from RefSeq and is a predicted model, not a curated record. Gene Ontology annotation, molecular function: protein binding. The transcript is spliced from 2 exons.
UGCACUCUCCCACGAAAACUCACUUCAGUAACCAAAAGAACAAAACACAAAAGCAGAAAAAUAUGGCAGCCUUAUCAUUAUAUCUGCUGCUUACUUGGAUGUUCCUACUCUCUCUCUUUCGUACUAGGCUUGCUGAGGUAUCAUGUCAUGCGGAUGAGAGCUCUGCCUUAAUGGAAUUCAAGAGAAGUUUCAGAACCAACACGACAGAUUCGCGAUGCAUUUAUCCAAAGGUACACUCUUGGUCUCUGGAUGGAAGUAGAGAUUGUUGUUCGUGGGACGGCAUCGAAUGUGAUGAGGUCACCGGCCGAGUGAUUGCCCUCAACCUCAGUAGCAGCUGUCUCUCGGGCACCAUGAGUCCCAACACCACUCUCUUUCGACUCGUUCACGUGGAGUCACUCAAUCUUGCUUACAACAGCUUCAACUUAUCCCCAAUCCCGUACGGCUUCAGCAAUCUUUCGAGGUUACAAUACCUUAAUCUCUCCAAUUCGGAUUUUUUCGGUGAAAUCCCUCACGAUAUUUCACAGCUAUCCCGGUUAGUUUCUCUCGAUUUGUCCUCUUCUUGGGACGUGACACUUCAUUUGCCCAACAUGGGCGACCUUGUCCAUAAUUUGACUGGGCUAAAAGAACUCAAUCUUUAUUCCGUAAGCUUGUCAUCCCCUAUCCCUCCCGAGCUAGUGAAUUUCUCCUCCUUGACAUCGCUUGAGCUUCGAUAUUGUGGAUUGAAUGGAGACUUUCCGGUCAGCAUUUUUCAGCUGCCAAAGUUGGAAAUCCUUGACAUUGGUGGCAAUUCCAACCUUUCUGGUUUUCUUCCCAAACUGCAUUGGGGUUCUCCAUUGAAAUCGUUAUACCUUUUCCAGACCGAUUUCUCGGGAGAAAUACCCGCUUCGAUCGGCAAUCUUAGUCUCUUGAAUGAGUUAGACGCCUCGUGGUGCCCUUUUUCGGGAUCACUUCCCUCUUCAUUGGGCAAUCUUUCUCAUCUCACUACACUAGUCCUUUACAGAAAUAACUUGCAAGGUCAAAUCCCUGUUUCCUUUGCUGAUCUUACCCAGCUAUCGGAGCUAUGGCUCUCUUCCAAGCUUGGACAUGGUGGAUUCAAUGGAGACUUUCCAGUCCGCAUUUUUCAGCUGCCAAACUUGGAUUUCCUUUUAAUUGAAGGCACUUCCAACCUUUCUGGUUUUCUUCCCAAAUCGCAUUGGGGUUCUCCAUUGAAACACAUAGAACUUUACAAUACCAAUUUCUCGGGAGAAAUACCCGCUUCGAUUGGAAAUCUUAGUCUCUUGAAUGAUUUUGAAGCUCGUGGGUGCUAUUUUUCGGGAUCACUUCCCUCUUCAUUGGGUAAUCUUUCUCAUCUCGCUGUACUAUACCUUGACGGAAAUAACUUGCAAGGUCAAAUCCCCGUUUCCUUUGCUGAUCUUACCCAGCUGUCGAUGCUAUAUCUCUAUUCCAAUAACUUGAGUGGUGAUACUUUGGAGUGGAUGGUCAACUUGACAAACCUUCACGACUUGUUCAUUUCAGAUAAUCGGCUAAGCGGUGGACUUCCAUCUUCAUUUGCGAACCUGAAGCAGCUGAAUAUGCUCGACCUUUCUCGCAACGACUUGGGCGGUGAUAUUCCGAGCACAUUCUGGAAUCUGAAGGAUCUUGAAGUGCUCGAUCUGGGGUCGUUUAAUAUCAAUGGCUCUUUCGAUUUAAAUGAUAUAUUCAAACUCAAGAACUUGAGAGAGUUAGAUUUGUCCUUCAACAAUAUAUCGUUCACCAAGUCAGCUAUCAACGCCACUACACCGCAGCUUGGCUACUUAUCCUUGGAUUCGUGCAACUUGACCGAGUUCCCACUGUUUAUAGGCUACUUAAGCGAAUUGACGUGGUUAGACCUAUCACACAACAGAAUCCGAGGGACCAUUCCUAGAUGGGUGUGGAACAAUAGCAAAGAAUCUCUCAAGUUUAUAGAUCUUUCUCACAAUCUUUUAACUAGCUUCGAAAACAACCAGACCAAUCUUCCUUUGCCGAACUUGUGGCAUCUUGACGUGAGUUCUAACUUGCUAGAAACAACCCUCCCUGUCCCACCUCCCUCGGUCCGGGUCUACAACAUCUCAAACAAUUCCCUAUCUGGGAAAGUUCCAGCAUGCAUUUGUGAAGUGAGCUAUCUUGUCGUGCUCGAUUUGUCCAGCAAUUCUCUUAAUGGCACACUCCCUCCUUGUUUGGGUAGUAUUGGCCCUUUGAGUGUAUUGAAUCUCGCGAGAAAUAAAUUUGAGGGCAUGAUUCCUCACAUUUACCCAGAUGGUUGUUCAUUGAGGAUGAUCGACCUAGGAGAAAAUCGACUGAGAGGUAUUGCUCCGAGAUCUUUAGGCAAUUGCAGAAUGCUGGAGUAUUUAAAUCUCGGUGACAACCAAAUUAAUGAUACAUUCCCAUUUUGGCUAUCGGAAUUGGCCUACCUAAAAGUUAUUGGCUUGCAGUCCAAUAUGUUCCAUGGACCCAUAGAAGAUAAUCUAGGCCAGCUUAACUUCACCAGUUUACACAUCUUGGACCUAUCCAACAACAGCUUCAGUGGUGAACUUCCUUCUAAGUUGUUAAAGAGUUGCCGUGCCAUGAAGUUCAUCGAUGGUCAAGAAAAGUUGGCAUAUUUGAGUUUUUAUAAUCCGCUUGAUAUGGAUUAUGUUCAAUACAACGAAAGGUUGACUUAUGCGAUGACAUUAAUGAGUAAGGGCAUGAAAAGGGAAUAUGCGAAGAUUUCGGAUGUCCUCAUGGUGAUUGACUUCUCCAAUAACAAGUUCGAAGGAUUCAUUCCUGAACUCAUUGGAGAUCUGAAGUCACUUCGUAUGCUUAACCUUUCAGACAACUUCCUCAAUGGUAGCAUCCCUCCUUCCUUGGCCAACCUGACAGUGCUCGAAUCACUGGAUCUUUCCCUGAACAAUCUCACAGGAGAGAUUCCUCAACAACUAGCCAGCCUCACAUUUCUCGAGGUUUUCGAUGUCUCUCGCAAUCGACUAUCGGGACCGAUACCACGUGGAACACAGUUCGACACAUUCGGGAGCAAUUCAUUUGCGAUGAAUGAGGGGCUGUGUGGAGGUCCUCUGCCAAAUAAAUGCACAAUUGGUGAAAGCACUACACCACCACUAUCGUCUUUCAAAGUAGAUAAUGAAGAAGAGUCUCUAUUUGACUUGGAUUGGAAAAUCGUUCUGGCUGGCACUGGAGUUGGGUUUUUGGUUGGUGUUGUGCUAGGGAACUUGAUCAUUGACGAGAAGAGUAGGUGGUUCUUGCACUACUCCAAGAGAAUGGCAAAAGGAUGUAAAAGGUGAGAUAAGCUCUAGCGGACAAGAAAAUAUGCAGCUAGGUACUUAAUGCCCUGUAUCUAAGUUGUUUGUUUAGUACCGUGCAUGUCUGAAGAUUCUAAUCUAUGUUUGUUUGCAUGGUUCAGUAUACUAUUAUGGAGAUGUUGUUUUGUUGCUCGUGAAAGUUUGUUCUUUAGGUUCUUGGAGAACAUCUCUGUCCAUUUAUACAUAUGCAAUCUCAUAAUGUAUUGCUGUAAUAGUACUAGCCAAAUGACUUUCACGGAUAUAGAGGAUUUGACCUAGGACCUGGUUUAUCUAUCCAUUUUUUAUUUGAAAGGUUGUAGAUACUACGAUUUAGAGACGUAAUUGAGAUAAGUGGAUACUAAUGAGAAGCCAAU